Messenger RNA from Pieris rapae (cabbage white), 4572 nucleotides. RefSeq names its product ecdysone 20-monooxygenase (gene shd). Lineage: Eukaryota; Metazoa; Arthropoda; Insecta; Lepidoptera; Pieridae. Bases 135 to 1685 code for a protein of 516 amino acids. The record is from RefSeq and is a predicted model, not a curated record. The transcript has 9 exons. Gene Ontology annotation, molecular function: oxidoreductase activity, acting on paired donors, with incorporation or reduction of molecular oxygen; iron ion binding; monooxygenase activity.
CGUAUUUGGCGCACUGUUGGAGUAGUCGCAUGAUAGCCGACGGCGUUUACUCGUAAACUAUCGAUAAAAGACGUAUUGUGAUGUUAGUAUGUAAAAAGUGUUUAUAUAAACGCGUGAUAUUAUUGUGUUAAAUCAUGUCCCUUCCGGGUUCAUUUUUAUUUUCAUACUAUGUGGAGAGCUUUUUGGGCUCUCCACGACCGCUGGUGGAUUGGUCAGGGGUGCCAACCAUCAUCUUGGUGGUUUUGGCACUCGUGAUGGCAGCUACAGCAAUGCUGGUACGUCCAGGGGAUGCCAAGAGGCCCAUUCGACUUCCAGGGCCACCGGCUCUACCGAUUAUUGGGACCAGGUGGCUGUUCUGGAGUCGGUACAAGUUAAAUAAACUUCACGAGGCUUACGAAGAUAUGUUCAGGCGAUACGGGCUGGUGUUCGUGGAGAUGACGCCAGGGGGCGCCCCUAUAGUGUCAAUAGCGGAACGGGGGGCCUUGGAGGCAGUAUUGCGGACACCGUCUAAGAGGCCUUAUCGGCCUCCCACGGAAAUCGUCCAGGUGUACCGCCGCAGCCGGCCCGACAGAUACGCGUCAACUGGACUUGUCAAUGAGCAAGGGGACAAAUGGCAUCACUUACGCCGACAUCUGACAUCGGAUCUGACCAGUCCACAAACCAUACAAAACUUCAUUCCACAGUUGAACAAUAUUUGUGACGACUUCCUUAUUCUUUUGAAGAACUGCAGGCGACCUGAUGGUACCGUCCUUGGCUUCGAUCAUCUUACGAAUAGAAUGGGCUUGGAAUCUGUUUGUGGAUUAAUGCUGGGAGCAAGAUUGGGUUUUCUGGAGCGUUGUAUGUCCGGCCGUGCUGCUACUUUGGCGGCUGCUGUGAAAGCCCAUUUUAGGGCUCAAAGGGAUUCGUACUAUGGCGCCCCUUUAUGGAAGUUCGCACCCACUACGUUAUACAAGACAUUUGUGGAUAGUGAAGAUACUAUUCAUACGAUAGUAUCAGAUCUAAUGGAAGAAGCAAAAUCUCGGUCCCGCGGCGCGGCGCAAGACGACGGCAUGCAAGAGAUCUUCCUCAAGAUAUUGGCUAACCCUGAACUAGACAUGAGGGACAAAAAAGCCGCAGUCAUCGAUUUUAUCACGGCUGGCAUUGAGACAUUGGCAAACAGUUUAGUAUUCCUCCUAUAUUUAUUAAGUGGAAGACCAGACUGGCAACAAAAAAUUAGAUCCGAGUUGCCAUCUUGCGGCGACCUCCGUAUCGAGCAAUUGUCAUCAGCGCCAUCUAUCAAAGCAGCAACAAACGAAGCAUUUCGCGUCCUGCCCACUGUACCAUUUUUGGCUCGGCUUCUAGAGCAACCAAUGAAUAUUGCUGGCCACAAUUUUCCCGCUGGUACUUUUGUCUUGGCGCACACGGUGACAGCUUGCAAACGUGAAGAAAACUUCUGGCGUGCCAGUGAGUAUCUGCCAGAACGCUGGAUAGACGUUCGAGAACCCCAUGCUGCAUCACUUGUCGCGCCGUUUGGUCGUGGCAAACGCAUGUGUCCGGGAAAGAGAUUUGUUGAAAUGGAGCUGCAUCUUUUGGUUGCUAAGAUAAUACAGCAAUGGCGCGUGGAAUUCGACGGCGAACUUGAUGUCCAAUUCGAUUUUCUUUUAUCACCAAAGUCCCCCGUAUCAUUACGAUUAGUCGAAUGGUAGAACAUUCCACCUAACAUAACCUAACUUUAUGCUUGAACUGAUAGUUUUAAGGAUUCCGAAUACUAAAAUGCUAAUUGAGGAGUUCCUUUGUUAUUUGUGUGUUGUUGAAAGGGACAGAUUUUUUUUCAUAUUUGAAUAACGUUUCAGUAAGGCUGAUAGAUUUAUAAGUAUUUUUAAUAGCUCAUUAUCACCAAACUUAGGUAAUUUGGACCAAACGCCAUAUAAUCGAAUAAGUUUUGAUGGAUUGAUGUUUGAUACUGUUCUUUUACAAACUUAAGAGGCUGAAACAGAAACUAAAUAAUUAAGAAAAACUGCUAAAAACUAAUAAAGAAAUGUUCGCGAAAGCUGUUUAUACAGUAUUGGUGGAGAUUCAGCUAAGCCAUACUGCAAAUAUACACGCAAAGUUUGAAAGCACGUUUGCGUUAGAACCCACUAUUAAAAUAAAACUUUAUGACACUUAAUUAUGGUCGUUACUUGGCUUUUUGAUUGGCGACAGAGAAUCAAGUUCGCAAUAAGUUUUUUGUUCCGUUCACUCGGCGUCGCGUAGCCUUUGCUUGCAGUUUUUUUACCGAAUUUCAUGACAUUUUGUCAUCCCCUUAAUGUUAAGGAUGGUCCGGUACAUCCCUAAUUAUUAUUUUUUAGACAAUAUAUUUAAUAUUUUUAUGAUACAGCUUACAAAAAUACAUAUACCUAACCCAAAAUUUUCACCCUUAACGAUCAGUCCCUAUUUUAUAUUUGUUAAUUAAAUUUACAGAAAAACCUAAAAAGAUUUCAUUUCGGCAAUCCGAACAGUCUCUGGUGUAGCAUGGCAGUGGUAUGCACUAUAGAUUUAGGUAGGCAAAGUUAAAUCACAUUAAUGGCUGAUAGAAUAGAUCCGGCUCUAGGAUUAGUGUGCUCAUUGGUUAUUAGCUAAAAACCAAAUUCUUGUCUAUUUAUAAUUAGGAGAAUGUAUAUCUACCAAGUUGCAAAAUAAUUAAUAGAAAAAAAUUAUCUUCAUUUUGAUAUUUAAUUAAUAAAUGUACGAUAUGAACGUAUAAAUGUAUCAAAAUCGUGCCUGUUUACACCUGGCUGCGAAGUACAGCUAAGGUGAUCAAAGGCACCUUUGAUUUUUAAAAUCUUUUUGUAAAUUACCGUCAUGUAGCCGAUAUUUUAUUUAAAUAACAAGUGAAAUGUUCUCAAAUAUCAAUUAAAUGAAAAAUAAUCUCAUUAAAAACAGCAGCGUUUAAAUUUUGAUAACCAACUUGGUAGAUAUACAUUUUCCUAAUUAUAAAUAUAAGUAUAUAAAUAUUUGAGUUUUUAACAAAUAACCGAUGAGCGCACUAAUCCUGCAGCCGGAAAUAGUACUAUAAGGAGAUACGAUGUUCGCGGGGGCAGCUAGUACCACCAUAAAAUUGCCUAAGUUUGGUAAAGAGCAUUAUUUUUGUAUUACUAUAAUGAUAGGUUGUGUAACCGUUAUGAAAUUUAUAUUUUCUGGUCUGUAUAUUGAGACAUGUUACAUAGUUCUAACAUUCCCAUAUUAAUACCGAACCUGUUUUUUAAGAAUCCUUAUAAUUGUGAAAUCUGCUUUACCCUAUUAAUAGAUUGAAUAACAGACAGUAUCUUAGCCAAAUAGGCCUAGUAUGAACUGGCGUGCCAUCAAAGGUUGCCAUGACUAAACUCGAAAUAAUAGCUAAGCAUUAUGAUUAAAAUAAUAUUACAGGGUAUUGGCACAGUCUGCUCAAAUUGUAUACUUUUUAUAACUAUUCAUAAUUAUUAAAUAGUUUAAGGACAUAUAUGAGUGCUUAUCUACAUAGCCACUCUGACUAGGCAACAUAGCUCACUAAUAAAAGCUUAUUCUAAAAAAAAUGUCGUAAUUCGCAAAAGUUUUUUUAAAAUAAGAUCAUUAGUAUCGAGUUAAACGCAAGAUUCACAUCAAAUAUUUAAAAAUUACCUAAUACUUAAAUAAAGUGUAAUGUCAAGUGUUUCAUAGGGUUUAAAAAGGUAAAUAUGGUUUAAGGUAAAUAAAUGAACCUCUGAUACAUUCAGUAAUCAUAAAAGAGUAACGAGACUAGAAACACCGCAUUCAUAAACGCAUUUCACAGUGGCUAUGAAGUAUAGCAAUACUUGGUUUUGAGACAAGAACUAUUUAGCAAAUAAUUUGUAUGGAAACUCGUAAUAAGGGUAUUUGUACAAAUUAUUUUGGCGACGUUAAUGCAAGCUUUUUGUCUCAAUGUUCUCCCCUGCAUUUAGUAUAAGUUUAUAACUACACAACGUAGUAAGAUAUGGCUGUGUUAAUAUCAAAAAUCAUAUUUAUAUAGUUAACCACGAAUACCUCUGUAGUGAAAACUAUAUCAACUGCAAAGUUAAUGCAUUUAUUUUAGGAUUUCUUAUGAUUUUAGAACAAACUUAAAAUCGAGGGUAGUUAUAAUAUAAUAGUACUCUUGCGGUCUCAAACCCUAUUAAUAUUUUGGCUUUACCUUCUCACAUUACAUUUAUGCUGUUUUUGUUUCCAAUAUAAUGUACCUAUAUUAAAUGAUGUUGUUGAUUUGUAAUAGAGUUACUUUCAAUUUCAUUCAGACCAUGUUUACAUUGAUAAAUUUGCCAUUUGUCUCUUUAGAUAUGUUGUAAAAUACGGCCAUAAAUAUACGACAUAUUCUGGGCCAAGUCCUAUCUAACAAAUGAAUUUCAAAUUGCCCUCCACCAAAGUGAAAGAAACUGUUACAUCUACCCAGUUACAAUUAAAUAUGUUUUGUGUAUAUUUUUGAUAUUUUUCAUAAAAACCCGCCGCACCGAACAGUAUAUCAUUGUUUAAUUAUUCUUGUAUUCUGCAGUUAUAGGUAUAAGUAAUGUUUAAGUUUUAUGCAGCUUUUAUGUUAACCAUACAUUAAAGUGGCUAUUUCAAUUAUUA